This is a messenger RNA of Papaver somniferum (opium poppy), 1897 nucleotides long. Its product is annotated as amino-acid permease BAT1 homolog. Gene Ontology annotation, cellular component: membrane. Gene Ontology annotation, molecular function: transmembrane transporter activity. The record is from RefSeq and is a predicted model, not a curated record. The transcript has 6 exons. Lineage: Eukaryota; Viridiplantae; Streptophyta; Magnoliopsida; Ranunculales; Papaveraceae. Gene Ontology annotation, biological process: transmembrane transport. The annotation marks the transcript as partial.
AAUAAAUCAAAAUUUCUGUUGAAUAAUUCCCUUUCUUGCUUCUUUUUUAUACACCCUGUCCUUGUUUUCCCGUUUGAGCUAGAACUGAAUCUCAUUCCAAAGAUUCAGCUGUACGUCUUUAGAGAGGGUGGCCGGAUCAAGUCGGAGACUAGCAAGAACAUCAUAUCAAAAAUGAUGAUGAUGGAUUCAGGAGAGAAGCGUCUCAAUGAAUUGGGUUACAAGCAAGAACUCAGAAGAGAAAUGACACUAUUCAAAACGCUGGCGAUAUCAUUUUCAACCAUGACGCUGUUCACCGGAAUAACACCUUUGUUCGGAUCCAGCCUUCAGUAUGCAGGACCGGCAAGUCUUGUAUGGGGUUGGGUGGUUGUCUCCUUCUUCACCUGGUUUGUCGGUAUUGCCAUGUCCGAAAUUUGCUCAUCUUUUCCGACAACUGGUUCUCUUUACUUCUGGGCAGCUCAUCUUGCCGGUCCGAAAUGGGGACCUUUCGCAUCAUGGUGUUGUGCUUGGCUUGAAACCAUUGGCCUUGUUGCUGGAAUUGGCACACAGGCUUUUGCAGGAUCUCAGGUAUUGCAGAGUAUAAUUUUACUUAGUACGGGAACAAACAAAGACGGAGGAUACUUGACACCCAAAUGGCUAUUCUUGUGUAUGUACAUUGGACUUACAAUCAUCUGGGCGGUCCUCAACACCUUCGCGUUAGAAGUUAUCGCGUACAUAGAUAUCAUUUCUAUCUGGUGGCAGGUUGUUGGCGGUACAGUAAUAGUAAUCAUGCUUCCUUUGGUUUCGUUAACAACACAGUCUGCUUCCUACGUAUUCACUCAUUUCGAAAAAGCUCCAGAAAUAACUGGGAUAACAAGCAGCGCAUACGCAGUUGUUUUAUCUCUGCUUGUGAGUCAGUACUCUCUUUAUGGAUAUGAUGCCGCUGCUCAUCUUACAGAAGAAACAAGAGGCGCUGACAAGAAUGGUCCUAUUGCAAUCCUUUCUAGUAUAGGGAUCAUUUCGGUUUUCGGAUGGGCUUACAUCCUAGCCCUCACAUUUAGCAUUCAGGAUCCAAAAUACUUAUACGAUCCGAGCAAUGAGACUGCGGGAACAUUUGUGCCGGCACAGAUAUUAUAUGAUGCAUUCUAUGGACGGUAUCAGAGUGGGACUGGAGCCAUCAUUCUGCUUUUCAUAAUCUGGGGUUCAUUCUUCUUCGGUGGACUGUCAAUCACUACCAGUGCAGCCAGGGUGGUAUAUGCACUAUCAAGAGAUGGAGGGGUUCCAUUUUCUUCCGUCUGGAGAAAAGUUCAUCCAACACGCAAAGUCCCCGCGAAUGCAGUUUGGUUAUGUGCAGCCAUUUGCAUUCUUCUUGGGCUUCCCAUUCUGAAAGUUAAUGUAGUCUUUACUGCCAUAACUUCGAUAGCAACGAUCGGCUGGGUUGGAGGAUACGCAGUCCCGAUUUUUGCGAGGAUGGUGAUGAAAGAAGAGAAGUUCAAACCAGGACCGUUUUAUUUAGGGAAUGCAAGAAGACCGAUCUGUUUUGUAGCUUUCAUGUGGAUAUGUUAUACUUGUUCGGUUUUUCUGCUUCCGACUCUUUAUCCCAUAAGCUGGGAUACCUUUAACUAUGCACCUGUUGCAGUGGGGAUAUUUUUGACGCUCAUUAUGCUUUGGUGGGUUUUGGAUGCAAGGAGAUGGUUCAAAGGACCUGUCAGGAACAUUGAUCAGGGUUCUGAACACGAUGAUAUCAAUGUUCAGAAUGAUGAAAACGAUCUUCAUGUUCGUAUUCGUAAUGGUGUUCAUAAUAUAUGGUUUGUAGGAAAUAAGAUGGGAUUCAUAUACCCAGAUUGAUUUGCUUGUGUACAUCGAUCGUUAUAUAUUAUAGAAACAAAUUAAGCGAAUUCAGAAUAGUUGAAUACUCUGU